GCUACUUCGAACCUCGGAAAUGGCAGAAACUCGUUCGCAAGCUCAACGGAAGGAAGCUACGGUUCGAGAUCUCGAGGAGAUGAUGGGAUCGUUCAAAGCUCAGAUGCUUGAGCGAACUCAAGCUCUGGAAUCAACGGUCGCGACGCAACAGGAGAAGAUGGCGAGCACAGUCGCUGAGCUGUUCGAAUCGGUACGUUUGUUUACCGGGAUGGAUCCAAAGACGGUGGCAUCUACUCGUCCGCCCGAUCGACCACCACCGCCGGUUCCGCCGUUACAGACUCCAAUCACAGAUCUGACGACUCAUACUCCACAGAAUCCACCGACAAAUUACGCUGGGGUCACGACGUUAGCUAAAAUCGAUUUUCCUCGCUUCGAUGGUACUGGGUUUAAAGACUGGUUGUUUAAGGUUGAGCAGUUUUUUGUGAUUGAUCGUACUCCUUCUGAGUAUAUGGUGGGUUUGGCUUCGAUCCACAUGGAUGGGGAGGCUGGGAACUGGCAUCGUUCGGUGAUAGAAUCUGAAAUCCCGGUGGUUGGAUGGCAGGAGUGGGCUGUGUAAAAAUCCUUGUUGUUGGAGCGAUUUGAUGAG
Eutrema salsugineum is the source of this 586-nucleotide messenger RNA. RefSeq lists its product as uncharacterized. Lineage: Eukaryota; Viridiplantae; Streptophyta; Magnoliopsida; Brassicales; Brassicaceae. The coding region runs from base 20 to 556 and encodes 178 amino acids. The transcript has a single exon. The record is from RefSeq and is a predicted model, not a curated record.